AUUUCUGCUGCAGAAAAUAAUGGAAAUGAAUCAGGUGUAAGAGAGCUGCUAAAAAGGAUCGUGCUGAAAGAAAACUGGUUUUCUACAUUUCUGAAUGUUCUCCGCCAAACGGGAAACGAUGAACUCGCCCGAGAGUUAACAGGUGUAUCUUGUUCCAAGUUUAGUACUGAAACAUCCCAUGAAGAUGGUCCUGGAGUUAACGAACCACUUCUUUCAACUAUGGGUCAGCUAAAUCCAGAGAAAGAGGUCUCAGGCACGGACAACAAUUCACCAGAGUCAUCUUUUGCAGAUUCUUCUGUAGUUUCAGAAUCAGACACAAGUUUGGCAGAAGGAAGUGUCAGCUGCUUAGAUGAAAGUCUUGGACAUAACAGCAACAUGGGCAGUGAUUCAGGCACCAUGGGAAGUGAUUCAGAUGAAGAGAAGAUGGCAGAAAGAGUAUCCCCUGAGCCAGAGUUGCAGCUCCGGCCUUACCAAAUGGAAGUGGCCCAGCCAGCCUUGGAAGGGAAGAAUAUCAUCAUCUGCCUUCCCACAGGGAGUGGGAAGACCAGAGUGGCUGUUUACAUUACCAAGGCACACUUGGACAGGAAGAGACAAGCAUCUAAGCCCGGGAAAGUUAUAGUCCUGGUCAAUAAGGUAAUGUUAGUUGAACAGCUUUUCCACAAUGAGUUCAAACCAUUUUUGAAGAGAUGGUAUAGCAUUAUGAGAUUAAGUGGUGAUACUCAACUAAAAAUAUCAUUUCCAGAAGUUGUCAAAACUUAUGAUGUUAUUAUCAGUACAGCUCAAAUCCUUGAAAACUCCCUCUUAAAUCUGGAAAAUGGAGAUGAUGCUGGAGUCCAAUUGUCAGACUUUUCCCUCAUUAUCAUUGAUGAAUGUCAUCACACCAACAAAGAAGCUGUCUAUAACAACAUCAUGAGGCGUUAUUUGAAUCAGAAGUUGAAAAACAAUAGGCUCAAGAAAGAAAAUAAACAACUGACCACCCUGCCACAAAUACUAGGACUAACAGCUUCACCUGGAGUUGGAGAAGCAAAAAACCAAGUGCAAGCUGAAAAACACAUUUUAAAAAUAUGUGCCAAUCUUGAUGCAUUUACCAUUAAAACUGUGAAAGAGAAUUUUGAUCAACUCAAAGAACAAAUAAAGGAGCCAUGCAAGAAGUUUGAAAUUGCAGAUGACACCAGAAAAGAUCCAUUUAAAGAGAAACUUCUAGAAAUAAUGACAAGCAUUCAGACCUACUGCCAAAUGAGUCCAAUGUCAGAGUGUGGAACGCAGAAUUACGAGCAAUGGGCCAUUAAGACGGAAAAAAAAGCUGCUAAAGAAGGAAAUCGCAGAGACCGUGUUUGUGCAGAACAUUUGAGGAAGUACAAUGAAGCCCUACAAAUUAAUGACACAAUCAGAAUGAUUGAUGCUUAUAACCACCUUGAAUAUUUCUAUAAUGAUGAGAAAGAAAAGAAACUUGCUGUCUUAUGUGAUAGUGAUGAGAGCGGUGAUGAUGGUGAUUGUGACGGUGAUAAACAUGAACACAAUGUAAAGAAACCUUUGAAACUGGAUGGCACCGACAGAUUUCUCAUAACUUUGUUUUUUGAAAACAAGAAAAUGUUGAAAAAACUGGCUGAAGACCCAAAAUAUGAAAAUGAAAAGCUAACCAAAUUGAGAAACACUAUAUUGGAACAGUAUACUAAAACUGAGGAAUCAGCACGGGGAAUAAUUUUCACCAAAACAAGACAAAGUACAUAUGCCCUUUCCCAAUGGAUUGCUGAAAAUGAGAAGUUUGCAGAAGUAGGAGUCAAAGCCCACCAUCUGAUUGGAGCUGGACACAGCAGUGAGUUCAAGCCUAUGACACAGAAUGAACAAAAAGAAGUCAUUAGUAAAUUUCGCACUGGAAAAAUAAAUCUGCUUAUCGCAACCACAGUGGCAGAAGAAGGACUGGAUAUCAAAGAAUGUAAUAUCAUUAUCCGUUAUGGUCUUGUCACUAAUGAAAUAGCCAUGGUCCAGGCCCGUGGCCGAGCCAGAGCUGAUGAGAGCACCUAUGUCCUGGUUGCCCACAGUGGUUCAGGAGUUGUUGAACGUGAGAUAGUUAACGACUUCCGAGAGAAGAUGAUGCAUAAAGCCAUACACCGUGUUCAAAAUAUGAAACCAGAGGAGUAUGCUCAUAAGAUUUUGGAAUUACAGAUGCAAAGUAUAUUGGAAAAGAAAAUGAAAAUUAAGAGAAGUAUUGCAAAGCAGUUCAAGGGCAAUCCAUCAUCAAUAACUUUUCUCUGCAAAAAUUGUAGUGUGCUAGCCUGCUCUGGGGAAGAUAUUCACGUAAUUGAGAAGAUGCAUCAUGUCAAUGUGACACCAGAAUUCAAAGAACUCUACAUUGUGAGAGAAAACAAAGCACUGCAAAAGAAAUUUGCUGACUACCAAACAAAUGGAGAGAUUAUCUGCAAAUGUGGCCAAGCUUGGGGAACAAUGAUGGUGCAUAGAGGCUUGGAUUUGCCUUGUCUUAAAAUAAAGAAUUUUGUAGUAGUUUUCAAAAAUAAUUCAGCAAAGAAACAAUACAAAAAAUGGGUUGAAUUACCUAUCACAUUUCCUGAUCUUGACUACUCAGAAUAUUAUAUGUUUAGUGAUGAGGAUUAGCAUUUUGAUUCAAGAUUAUCUUAAAAUAUUGUCAAUUUAACAUUUAAUGCAUUUUUGAUUCAUGUUUCCUAUUGAACUGAUGUGAGAGCUAAUAAAAUAUUGCUCUACUUUGCA
Molecule: messenger RNA, 2727 nt
Organism: Castor canadensis (American beaver)
Lineage: Eukaryota; Metazoa; Chordata; Mammalia; Rodentia; Castoridae
Source: RefSeq, a predicted model, not a curated record